Molecule: messenger RNA, 1779 nt
Organism: Pieris macdunnoughi
Lineage: Eukaryota; Metazoa; Arthropoda; Insecta; Lepidoptera; Pieridae
Source: the annotation of a GenBank genome assembly
AUGUCGGCUGUCGAAAGAAAUUCGGUAUUUAUCUUGGUUGAGGGUGGAUGUGUUGCAAACGAUUACAACGUUGAACGUUCCGACAGUUCAAACUGUGUUGUGUUUCCUAGUGCUACAAACGUGUAUUGUUGUGAUUACUUUAAUUGCCUUCGAUAUUUAUCAAAAAUGAUGCUAAUGAAUGACACCACGUCAACCGACGAUAUUAAUUGCUCUACUACUAUACAACUAAUGCAGUUAUUUGACCUCAGCCAACCCAAAGAUAUAGUGACCUUCAUCGAAGUAGAACCAGAUAAUAUUAAUGAUACAAACACCACAAUAAAAGAAUCUGUUGAUAAGGCUAAAACAGCCUUAAACAAUAAAAGAAAAUCAGUAAUUAAAAAAAAAACAAAAGCAAUGAAGAAGUCCCAUGUAUCAAUAGACAAAGGAGAAGAGUCCUCACAAAUUUCUAACGAAUAUAACAAAGUAACUCAUCAAGACUUAAGAAGUGAGAAUGCAAUAAACAUCCAAAGAUUGCCAUAUACCCACCAUUUUCCAGUUUCAAAUUGUACCCUAAACAAUUGCCCACUAACAAAUAGAUUUGAAGAUUAUAGUCCAGAUCAAAGAGUGCAAGCCGCCAAUCAUAACUUUCACCAACCUCAAAUGCAUAGCGAAAGAACUAACCGGUUACAAAUAACAAACCAAUCCAGUAGUACAUUCCCGCCUAGGGAAACCCCAGUUAGGUCAAAUAAUGUGCAAAAUUUAAAUCAGAUCAGUCACGAAACAAAUUAUGGCCUGAAUGUUAUCAUUGAGCAUGUCUUUAAUUUUUUAAUACAUGAGUCUCAAUAUAACUUUGGAUUAAGUCAAAGAAAACUAAAAUUGUUCCAACGCUGUUAUGCCUAUGUAGUUCGUUAUUGCCUUGAUCGUGAUCUGUAUAACGAUUACAAAGUUUUUGAUCACAUAGUUCUAGUUGUUGAUUCUAUAGCUCGGAAUAGAUCACAGUAUAUUAAUGAUAACAUAACGCGCCCGUUACUAAGUGAAAUGUUCGAAUGGUGUCGAUACAAAACCCUGAACAGAAGUUGGCCACCUGCGUAUAAUCCGCCAGCGUAUGAUAAGAGCCAAAUUAAUACAACAUCUAAUGAUCCAAAAAUUUCUACGCUGCCACCGUAUACACCUACUCGUACAAGCGUGUUACAAAAGAAUUCAAAUAAAAGUUCACAGAUACAUAAUGAAACAGCUCCUGCAGUAAAUAAAGAUCAAACCUGUUUAUUUACGUCAGGUAAACUUGGCAAAGAAAUAAGUAUAAACAUAGACACCUGUCUUUUGCAUACAUUGCAAUCUAAACCAGAAACUACACUUGCAAAAUCACACAGCACAUAUAUUCAGGAGGACAAAACGUCGAAAUUAAUUCAGCCCCCCAUAAAACCUAGUACUGGAAUGACCAUCCCUUUCGAGAUAGUUGCAGGACUAAAUAAGAAUGAGGUACAAAAUCAAGCUGAAAUAGUUAGAUCUUCUGUAUCGAGAGACAGUGGAUUCAUAAGUCCCCCAAAUGUCAACAACCUGGAAGUUAGACUUGUCAGCCCCGUCCAACAAACUUCUUCAAAUGAAGAUGUUACGCCGAUGAUUACGCAUGUAACGUCCCUAAACAGUAAUGCAUCAUACAUACGUCAAGGUUUAUGUAGUGUUUGUAAAAAUGAAACAAACACGCGUUGUACUGGAUGCUACAAAGCUUACUAUUGCAGCCGAGAAUGUCAGCUAUCGGAAUGGUACGUUCAUAAGAUAUUAUGUAGUAGCCAUCAUUGA